Trachymyrmex cornetzi is the source of this 2360-nucleotide messenger RNA. RefSeq lists its product as uncharacterized. Lineage: Eukaryota; Metazoa; Arthropoda; Insecta; Hymenoptera; Formicidae. The coding region runs from base 272 to 2305 and encodes 677 amino acids. The transcript is spliced from 9 exons. The record is from RefSeq and is a predicted model, not a curated record.
GGUGUCGCGCGGUACGAUCUGUGAAGUAAUCGAUUAGAUUUGAUUUCGAUCGAUUCGCAAGAUGCUCUUGUUCUAUACUCCAAUCUGGGGCACGUGGCACUCGCCGACGAGGAAAGCACAGAGAAUACCGUAAGAGAUUCAAAUCUUCAUGAUUCAAAUUAGAUAAUCUUACCUCUUAGACUUCUACGAGUUGGCUGCCUUGGUAAGAUUCUACGACGAGAAGAGAUGUUUGAAAGCGCGUAAAAUGGCCUUAUAAUACACCGCGGCGAAGAUGAGAUCGGAAACUGCUUUGUUUCUGCUUUCGCUGCUGAUCCUGUCGCUCAAUGAUCCUUUAUGGGCUUCCGUGGAGAUCAGAGGAUGCAACCGUACCAUCAGAAAUUCAGUCGGCUGGAUUCGCUGGACAGGAAGAAUGGGUCGUUGCAUCGUGCGAAUCAGAGCACCACUCAAGGAUCCGCAGGUGAUCGAAGUAAAAGUCAGGAGACUGCAGGUAGGCUUUUUGAAAGAGGCCCGUUGCGAAGGAGCAUAUUUUCAAUUCUCAGACAAUGCCGACGAUUCUGACGACGAAAUAACAGGUCGAUAUUGCGGCCGUGUGACUGGAAAUGCUACGAGGCUAUUUCUACGUCGCGGUCCUGAUCUAACAAUCACCCUGAUGUCGGACAAGCAAUUCGCCUCGGCGAAUCCGGUCAUUUUUUCCGCCCAAUUCUCCAUUCUGCCAAUGCGCCUGGCGAUCGAGCGUCAUCGUGGCUAUUCCGCGUCUACGUCACCAACGUGUCCUGUGGAGUGCACCGUUCACAACAAGCACAGGUCCUGCAGACUGACCUCGCCGGGUUAUCCCAGCGUUUAUCCACGUGGGAUUAGAUGUAGGAUAGCCUUGGAGUCGAACGCUGAUCGCUUCAGGAUAGGCGGUCAGCCUGAGGACCUUUUCGAUUUGAUGAACUACACCGAUCAGGAGAGCUGCCAGACGGAGAAUUGCGAGGACUCCUUCGACUCCAGGGAAAAGGGAUCGUCGGUCGCGAAGGGUCAGAGUUUCAUCGAAGCGGAUGAAUCUAUUAUCAGGGACGAUUGGUCGAGGAACGAGUACAGUAGUCGGAUUCCUGCGAUGAAACACACCACGGAAACGAAUGGACAAUUAGCGAGGCUCAGGCAUUACAAGAAAAAGGCGAUACAGCAGUACAGGGGAGAGCAACAUCGUCACAAAGAACUGCCGCUUAAGUCUGACACAAAUGAGCCGAAGUUUCGCAUAAAAUCAAUACGUUCGAAGAUAACGAGAAAGAACCAUCGAGGGGUCGUUCCGAAUCAUUAUUUCAAUAGCGAUUCUGAAAGGCUGAGCGAAACGAUCAAUAGAGCGACGGCACCGGAACCCAAAUAUCUCAGGGAAAAUCGAUCGUUGGCAAAUACAUGCGGCAGCGGCGACUAUCUCGCACUUCUGGAAAAUGUGAACGGGAAGAUCUUGGAAAUCUCGAGGUUCUGUGGUAGCGGCCGAGUCCCGCGCAUCUACUCGAGCGGGAAAAACGUGAUUCUGGAGUUCGUCUCUCGCGAGGAUGGCACCGUGACCCACGAUGGUUUCCAGGUGACCCUUCAAGAGGAACGCGUUUCACAAGAGGUGAGACGCACGAGAUGCGAAUUCGCAUAUAGGAGCACCGGGCAGCCACGGAAUAACAGGGAGAACAUUAGAUCCCCGCAAAGCUGGUAUCCCCCGGAUACCUUGUGCACUUACAAAUUCCUCGGUAGAACCACUGAGAAGGUUUCGAUCUAUAUAAAGAUUCUCAGAAAUGAGCCCGAACACGAGAAACCGGAGACGGGGAGGCGAAAUUUCACUUUAAACUCUUGUCCGAGCAACGAAAUCACUGUCUAUAACGGAGCGCAAGUAAAUAACAGCUUUUUAAUAUGGUCGUAUUGUGAUGCGUCUCAUUGGGACAUCAACAAUAUCCAAAUACCUUUGACGUCUACCGGAAACGAACUAUUGAUCCAGUACUACAGCGCCAAGGGGUCCCACAAUGGGCAGGAAUUCACUUAUGCUAUAUCCUAUCGAUUCAUCAGGAAAGAGCGGAAUUCUAUCGUUGCGAAGCACAAAUACAAAUCGAUCUCCCUCAGACCAGUCAACCUGUCGGCUCUCAAUCUCAACGAUACCGAUAGUUACGAUUGCGACAGCAGAAUCGGCACAUUUAAGAAUUGGUUCGCGGUGUUAGCGGUCUUCGGUAGCGUGUCCUUCAUCGGAGCCGUUGUUACAAUAGUCGUCCUGACAAUUAAAUGCUUGCGAAUCGGAUCCUCUGACAAAAAGCUCUUACAAAACGGGAAACAGUGAGGUCGUGCGUACAGGGGUUUUACGUUUCCCGAGCGGCAAUUGGAAACGAUUGAAG